AUGGCCGAGAAGCGAGAGAAGCAAGAACGCCCUGAGGAGGGCGGAACCUCAACCCCCUCCUCGGUCGAUAGCAGCCGCGCCGUCAAUGAGAAGCCACAAACUCAAGGCGGUUUCUUGGGUUUCUUUUCGCGGCUUGGCGACCUGCCAGAGUGGAAAUGGCGCGGGAAACACCUCGAAGGCACGGCUUUGAACUGGUGUAUAGGUUUUAUCGCUUCUACCGGUUUUCUCAUGUUUGGAUACGACCAAGGCGUAUUAUCCAGUUUGUUGACGCUCGAUGACUUCCAGAAGAGCCUGGUGUUGAUGACGCCGCUGGAACAAUCCAACCCGCUUUGCUGGCUCGACUACCCCGAGAACACUCAGCGCGACUACAGCCAGUGCACCGGUGACCCCAACACGCAAGCCGCCGCUGUGGCCGUCUAUCAAAUCGGAUGCUUCCUGGGUGCAGUUCUGAUCUUGUUCUACGGAGAAACAUGGGGCCGCAAGUCAUCAACCUUCUGGGGCAGCGCCAUUAUGAUUCUCGGAACCAUCAUGCAAGCCGGUGCUCAUGAGUACGGCCUUUUCAGUGCUGGAAGAAUCGUCGGAGGUGUGGGAAAUGGCAUGGUUACCUCCACUAUUCCCACGUGGCAGUCCGAGUGUGCGCGGCCUCAUCAGAGAGGAUUCCUCAUCACAUUGUCAGGGGCUCUAAUUUCAGGAGGCAUCAUGAUUGCCUAUUGGAUUGACUACGGUUUUUACUUUUUGGAAGGCACGAUUCGUUGGCGAUUCCCUGUGGCAUUUCAAUCUUUCUUCACUAUCAUCGUCAUGAUCGGUCUCCUAUAUCUCCCUGAUUCUCCUCGCUGGCUUGCCAUGAAGGGCCGCGUCGAUGAGGCCCGCGACGUAACGGCGCGUCUUCUCGGCAAGCCCGUCGACCAUGAAGAUGUCAUGACCGAAGUGAAGGCUAUCCAAGAAGCACUUGAAGUUCAGAGCCAGGGCGGUGGCUUCAAGUACAAGGAGCUUCUGACGAACGGUCCUUCUCAGAACUUGCGCCGCACACUUCUCGGAGUUGCUGCCCAGUUCUUCCAACAGAUCUGCGGAAUCAACCUGAUCACGUACUAUGCCGGUUUCUUGUUCGAGAACUCGCUGGGCUUUGGACCCGAACUGUCUCGACUUCUCGCUGCUGCGAACGGCACCGAAUACUUCCUGGCUUCGCUCGUUGCGUUACCCCUUAUCGAGAAGACGGGUCGUCGUAAGCUCAUGCUUUUCGGUGCUUUCGGCAUGAUGGCCUCGAUGGCAAUCUUGGCGGGUACGGUUUCCACUGGCACUGUGGCCGAGAAUGGUGCUCCCAACCUCGAGACACGAUAUGGAGUGACUGCGACCGUCUUCCUUUUCGUAUUCAAUUCUUUCUUCGCCAUCGGAUGGCUCGGCAUGACCUGGCUCUACCCGGCCGAGAUCACCAACUUGCGCAUCCGAAUCCAAGCCAACGCCCUUUCCACGUGCUCCAACUGGCUUUCCAACUUCUUGAUCGUCAUGAUCACCCCUCCUGCCUUCGCCAACCUGGGCUACCAGACUUAUGUCAUGUUCGCUGUCUUCAACGCAGCCAUCAUCCCUUGUGUCUGGUUGUGGUUCCCUGAGCCGAAGGGGCGAAGCCUUGAGGAGCUGGAUGUCAUUUUCGCCAGCGCUCACGCUGAUGGCGUCAAUCCUGUGAAGCGAGCCAAGGAGAUGAGACACAUUGAUGGCUCUGAACUUGAGAGUGAACUUGACAAGUACUUUGGUGCUACCGAGCAGAUUGAGGACGCUCGCCCGAUGACCCGACCGAUGACGGGUCACAGCCAGCACGGCAGACACUGA
Colletotrichum karsti is the source of this 1824-nucleotide messenger RNA. RefSeq lists its product as uncharacterized. The coding region runs from base 1 to 1824 and encodes 607 amino acids. The record is from RefSeq and is a predicted model, not a curated record. Gene Ontology annotation, molecular function: carbohydrate:proton symporter activity. Lineage: Eukaryota; Fungi; Ascomycota; Sordariomycetes; Glomerellales; Glomerellaceae. Gene Ontology annotation, biological process: transmembrane transport; carbohydrate transport. The transcript is spliced from 7 exons. Gene Ontology annotation, cellular component: membrane.